UGCAGACGCAGCAGUAGCGCUGCACAGAAGAGCGAGCGGUCGGCUUAAAGAGUCGAGCCUAAAAAUAAGAAAAAACGGACAUUUAAAAUAAAUAAAUAACAUUCGUUAUAUAUAUAGUGUACGUUCGGAUCCUAAUGGUCUUCUGAUAUUGAUAUCUCGGCGUGUGUCUGUGCAGAUCGGCGGCCGUUAUUGUCUGUGGAUUUAUCUCAGAGGACCGAACGGAUAUUUCUCCGGUCGCGGAAGGAUUACACGCUCGCUACGGAGAGCAUACCGUCACCCGCUCGGUUCAGAGGUCACGGGAUUAUCGGAUGGAGCGGAGCUGCAGCAGUCACGGAUCGCGGUCCCGGUGUCCGGAGCUCCUGAACGGAGACGCGUCCAUGAACGUAUCGAUCAGCUCCACGACAGGAACCCGCUUCGAGCUGUCCGUCCCGCUGGACGAGACCGUGCACGGGCUGAAGAGGAGGCUGUCCGAGAAGCUGCGGGUGCCCGGAGAGAGACUGCUGCUGCUGCACCGAGACACGAGGUUAAACUCGGGGAAGCUGCUGGAUUUCGGUGUGGCUGACGGAAGCAGACUGACGCUGGUGCCCACGGUCGAAGCCGGACUGAUGUCGCAGUCGUGCCGCUCGGAGCAGUCGGUCCUGCAGGCGCUGGAGAGUCUCUCAGACGCUCAGGUCAGUGACUUCCUGUCGGGACGGUCUCCGCUGACCCUUGCCCUGCGUGUGGGCGAUCACAUGAUGUUUGUGCAGCUCCAGUUGGCGGCUCAGCCGUCCGUCUCCAGGGGACCUGCGGGCCCCAACCAGACGCCUGCAGGGGCCCUCAGCAGUGACUCUCAGCAGCAGGAGCUGGAUGUCACUAAGAGCCACAAUGCCCCGCCCUCAUCUCAUGUUCACCACGCCCACAGUACGCAAAGCCACGCCCCUGCUCUUCACUCACAUCCUGGUAGCCACACCCACCCUCCUCAAAGCCCCGCCCAUGCUCCACCCUGCGCUCAGGCUGAAGGCAGCACUCAGAGCCCCAGACAGCGAUGCAAACCCGGCGCCGUCAUCGAGAGCCUCGUCAACCACUCGCCGGGAGUUUUCUCAGGAACCUUCUCAGGUACUUUACACCCUAACUGUCAGGACAGCAGCGGGCGUCCUCGCAGGGACGUCAGCACCAUCCUGCAGAUCCUCAACGACCUCUUGAGCGCCACGCGGCAUUGCCAGGGAUCUCCUCCAACACUGGCGCACCUCCGCUGCCCUCCGGCCUCGCCCUGCUCACCUCCACCCUCACCUACCUCAGACCUGCAGCAGCCGCACACACUCCUGCGCAGACCCUCUGGCGAGCGUCUGCGGCAGACGGAGAACAAGGCCACGCGCUGUAAGGUGGAGCAGCUGAGGCUCUUACUGCAGCAGCGGCGUCUGCGACGGAAAGCCCGGAGAGACACUCGGGGCCCGUAUCACUGGCCAUCUGACCGCAGCCACCGCAACAGCAGCCUGUCCAGCCACGGCUCCCUGGACCUGGACUACGAGGAGCCGGUCUGGAAGCCCGACGUGCCGUCAGACAUGAACGCUGAGUUUGUCCUGGCUUGACAGCUGGAUGAAAGCGUGGUGGAGGAAGAGUCUGGACACACACACGGGCAUUAACGGCCGACUGUGAAACACUCAGUCCCUCAGGAGCCGCUCUACGCCGUUUCACGGUCUGUUUCACUUCAUGGAGGUUACGAAACGCAGGAUGUAGCAUUUUCACGUCAAGUGUUCAGCUCCGCUUACAGGAUGUUUUGCACAGUUCAUCUCUCUCUCUCUCUCUCUCUCUCUCUCUCUCUCUCUCUCUCUCUCUCUCUCUCUCUCUCUCUCUCUCUCUCUCUCUCUCUCUCUCUCUCUCUCGUGAGCAUUAAAAUAUGUUUGACACGUGUUUUAGAGGACAGACGUUCAGACAGGUGGUUUAUGAAUCCUGGAUUUGGGCGAAUCUCCUGAAAACAGCUUAUAUUUCACCCCAAAAUUAAAAGAAAAUUAAUGUUAUUUUUCAUAUAAAGAAAAUGAAGCCUUAAAUAAUUAUUUAUAUUAU
Cyprinus carpio (common carp) is the source of this 2043-nucleotide messenger RNA. Its product is annotated as midnolin-like. Lineage: Eukaryota; Metazoa; Chordata; Actinopteri; Cypriniformes; Cyprinidae. The transcript has 7 exons. Bases 309 to 1568 code for a protein of 419 amino acids. Gene Ontology annotation, molecular function: protein binding. The record is from RefSeq and is a predicted model, not a curated record. Gene Ontology annotation, cellular component: nucleus.